AUGUACCAGUUUCUGCUUAUUGCUGCCCUGGUGCCUGCACUUGUAUUAGGCCAAACCCCAGUUCGACAGUGUCCCAACGGUGCUAGUCUCCCGGCUACGGUUGACAUUAACGGAUGCACCGGAACUCCUUGCCCAAUUCAGAAUAAUUCUCCGAUUCUCGCUCAUGGCUGGGAUAUUGUCAGUCAUGUGGACACCCCAACCUUGACGGCUUACAUCAGCGUUCGUUUGCUUGGACUGGAGAUUCCGUUCCCGAUGCCGGAAGAACUGAUUGAUGCCUGCCAGGCCGGAACUCCGCCUGGUACCUGCCCAUUGUCGGUAGGUCAGAGCUUUGACUACACUCUAGAUCAUCCCGGCAUGGAGCUGCCCGUGGUUGGAGCUACAGUUCAAGUAGAGGUCGGGCUAACUGCUGCCGAUGGUACCGAUGUUACCUGUGUGGCGUUCGAUGCACAGAUCUUACCCUAA
Sabethes cyaneus is the source of this 462-nucleotide messenger RNA. Its product is annotated as NPC intracellular cholesterol transporter 2 homolog a-like. The record is from RefSeq and is a predicted model, not a curated record. Bases 1 to 462 code for a protein of 153 amino acids. The transcript is spliced from 2 exons. NCBI's taxonomy places the organism in Eukaryota, Metazoa, Arthropoda, Insecta, Diptera, Culicidae.